GUCACCAUUGAACUCGUGAUUUCUGGUAGCUGUAUGGAGUGUCCUGCGAAUGGAUCAGAGGCGGUGGUGGAGCCAGCUGAAAGCAGUUUCACAGUGCACCGUUUUGUUGACUCAGUCUCCGACACAAGUGUCCUUUUCGAGGUACUGCGCAUGCGCGAAAGCCUGCUGAUUUGGAUCGGACUGAACGAUCAGGCCAGUUUCGGCGACCUGUCACUAGCCUUCAACUCUCUGUCGUCCAAGGUGUUCGGACAUCGAGACGACUCGACAUCGACCAGCCUUGCCAAUCGACUGUCCCGCCGCCUCAACAAGCCUGUUUUUGUCAGCUACAACAUCCCCGCCUCCAAGAUCGACUCGCCCGGGGUCGAACGUCGGCUGCUCGACGAAAUCACUUCCAAUCCGUCUGCGUUUUGAUUGAAAAUUGACGGACCGUCAAAUUGAAGUAUUGUAAAAUAACACUCAUCGUCUUGCAAAAAGAUAAGAUUAAACUGUGAGGAAGGCACAAGCCACUUGGUAAAUGAUUCAGAUAUACAUUCAUUCAGAUAUGUAUACGCCAUAUACAUACAUGAUUCAGAACGUUCAUAAACAAGUUGAGUUUGAUUGCCUGGAAACCACCAACUAGAAUGGUUCAGAGUUCCGAUAUGACCAAGAGCCAAGCCACACGAGGCGUUUUGCACGACAUGACAGGAAACUCACUCGAUACGCCAACUCAAUCAGCCAAUCAGAGAGCCACUGUCUUGCCGACUGAAGAAAUGCUUCGUGUGGCUUGGCCCAAAUUCCUGCAUAGACUUUUAGAAAUUCUUCAUGGCCUGAACAUCGUACAGUUGUAGGAAUCAAUGGAUGUGCGAAACAUUCAAGAUAUUCUUCAUAAUCAGAGUUUAAAAUAAAAUACUUGUGUGAUUAAAAUAAUUGAAAUGUAGUCAGGGAUAUGAUUGAGAUGAAAUGAAUUCAUGUUUUAUUCUGAAUAAACAUCUUUAAUACAAUAAAUUUAAUAUUAAUGCGUUACUGAAUUACAAAAGAUAUAUUACAAGAUACAGGAUAUUAGAUAAGUAUGUUGAAAUACACCUGUGCAAUGUGAAUAAACUAUUAUUUAUAUUGAAAAUAAUAUAUUAAUUUGACAAGAAUUCAUAUUAUUUUAUAAGGUUCAUCUAUGAUAAGUUAAAAAACUACUCACACUUGAGACAUGAUGAAUUCAACGAUAAUUAUAAUAUUGUUUGCCUCAAGUUUAUGUAGUACUAUUUAAUGUACAAUGUUAAUACGGGUAGCUUGUCCUGUAUUACUGGACAUCUAAAUCUUCAUGAAAAUAACUGAAAGAAAACUAUAAUUUAAAGUGAGCUUGAAAAACCUGGUUAAAAUUAUUUCAACAGUUUCUUACUCACAAAAUUUGAACUGCGAUGUAUUUCUCACACAUCAAUGUUUGGAAAACAAUGUUCAAUUCAUUUUCAAAUUUAAUCAACUUAAAUCCGCAUCCACAUGUUGGUCCAAUGCAUACAAAUGACGACCAGCCGACCACCGAUGGGCAGUUUGCUAGCGCUGGCCCUCGUUGGCCAUAGCUCAGUUUUUAGUCGAGCGGAGGCCAAGCUCAAUGAAGGCCAGCGCUGGAAACUACUCAUCCACACUAAUCGACCAAUGCCUGCUGUUUCCUGAUCUGUCGUCUGCUGUUGCUCUAAAACUACUAUAAGGCCUAAUUUGCGUUACUUGUUUAUUGUGUUCAUUUUAGUUAAUAUUUUCAUUAUCUAUGAUGAAUAUGUCGCUGGCUACCGCUGGCCUUGAUUGGGUUGGCACUGUUCACAUUGCAGUGCAGAUGACGUGCGAUCAAGUUUACCAGACUGGGCCAGAAAGUGGACUAGUCAUUACCCAUACAUCUCAGCUUUACUCCAAUAUUAUAUUAUAGUGAAUAAUAAA
This is a messenger RNA of Nilaparvata lugens (brown planthopper), 1902 nucleotides long. Its product is annotated as proteasome assembly chaperone 4. Gene Ontology annotation, biological process: proteasome assembly. The record is from RefSeq and is a predicted model, not a curated record. The transcript is spliced from 2 exons. Lineage: Eukaryota; Metazoa; Arthropoda; Insecta; Hemiptera; Delphacidae. The coding region runs from base 34 to 411 and encodes 125 amino acids.